AUGAACAACCAGAAUCAGCAGAAUCAGCAGCCUGGCCAACCGGGCGGGCAGGGUCAGCAGCCCACCGCCGCCCAAGCCGCGCAGUACAAACAAGCGCUCAUUCAGCAGCAGCAGCUGAUGCGCGCGCAGGCCCUCGCGCAGGCGCAAGCGCAGCAACAGCCAGGUCAGUCCUCCACACAACCUCAACAGCAGCAGCAACCUCAACAGCAGGCAGCCACGAUGCAGACACUCCAGCAGCUGGUGCAGAACAAUCCGCAGGGAUUGAAUGCGCUGCUCCAGGCCGCGAGGGAAGGAAAGAUGAACCCGGAACAGCUUGCACAAUUGAAGGUGUUUAUUGGUGCCCAUCAGGCUCAACAGCAACAGCAACAGCAGCAACAGCAACAGCAACAGAUUCGACCCCCGCAGCAACAGCAGCAGAUGCAGCAGCAGGUGAGGCCUCCGCAGCAACAGCAGGGACAGCCGAAUUUGCAACAGCAGCAGCAACAGAUGGCCGCCGCACUUCAACAGCAGCUUCAGCAGCAACAACAGCGGAAUGCUGCACAGAAUGUCCUCCAGCAGCAGCAGCAACAGCAGCAGGUUCGUCCGCCGCAAGCUACAAGCGCUCCGGGCCAGCCUCAGAUGCCCCAGAAUGAGCAGGCGCUGCUCGAGCAAUUUAAUCGCAUCGCUCAGCCACUGCGCAAUAAGGUGCAUGCACUCGAAAGCGCCAUGGCCAAUCCCGACCUCAAGCCCGAGGAUAGGCAGCAGUGCCAAAAUGCUUUGCAGGAGACGAGGAAUCAGCAGGCGAACCUUGCCAAGCAGAUCCAGCUCGUUAGGGAGACGUUCAGGCAGCAACAGCAGCAACAGCAACAACAACAGCAACAGCAGAUGGGUCAACAGCAGCAACAGAUGCCGCAGGUGGCACCGACUCCGGUCGCAGGUGCGAAUCCCCAGCAGCAGACGGCGAGUCCCGUUGUUCCGGCGGUUCCAACCGCAGCCGGCGUGCCAUCCACACCGGCGCCUGCGCCUGCGACGGCAGCUGCGGGGACACCAAAGACGCAGGCGAAGGCGACGCCCAAGGCACCUGCAAAGAGCAAAGCUGCGCUGAAGAAGGAAAAAGAAGCCAAGGAGAAGGAGGAGAAGGAGAAGAAGGAGAAAGAGGCGAAGGAGGCCAAGGCUGCUAAAGGUGCUGCGGCGAAGGGUAAGGCAGGUGCUGCGUCGGCGGUAGCUGCUUCUUCUGCUGCUGCGACCGCGUCACCGGCUGCUGCAGCCAAGUCCUCGCCUGUGCCGGGUGCGAGUGGUGCUGCGACGCCUGCGCCAGGUGCUGGACCAGGAACUUCUGCGCCUGCCACUCCAGCCGCUGCUGCCGCUCCGACUCCGGGAGCUGCGGGCAAGCCUGCGACGAAUGUCCCUGGCGUGCCUUCAGCGGGAGCUGCUCCAGGCGUACCGAUGACCGCAGCGUCUGGCGGCGCGACCACACCCACAGCUGGCACGGUCGGCGGGACACCCGUCACAGCCAUGUCUGCCGCUGCCGCCUCGUACGCCAAUGUCGCCAUCCCGCCUGUUCUCAACGUCUCGUCAUCCACCGCUCCCGAGCCGUACCCGAACAGCGCCGGACCCCGCUCCAGCAUGACGCAGGGUCUCGGCGUUGCACCCGUCAUCGGCACGCCCGCCAUCCUCUCCCGCCCCAACCCCACAGGUAGCGGUCUCAACGAGCAAAACGAUGCUGCGCUUGACGACCUGCUCGGUCUUCCACCUAAGUCUGCCAGCAACAACGCAGACGAUCUUCUCAGCCUGCCCUCAACCGCGGACGACUCCGACGUAGCCACUGCCGCCGCAGCCACCGCCACCGCCGCCCUCUCAUCCACCAUCACCUCACCCUUCGCCGCCGCUCCCGCGCCUACCAUCUCAACCUCCACCUCCAUGCUCACCAAGCGCAAGAUCUCGGACCUCAUCUCGGAGCUCGACGCGAACGAGAAGCUCACCGGUGCCGUCGAAGACCUGCUGCUCGAGCUGGCCGACGAAUUCAUCGAUAGCGUCACCAGCAUGGCCUGCCGCCUGGCAAAGCAUCGACGCGGCGACAAGCUGGAGGUAAGAGACGUGCAAUUGCAUCUCGAGAGGAAUUGGAAUUUGCGUGUGCCCUUCCCCGGGGCUGUGCCGAUCGCUCCGCCUAGGACAAAGGUCGGUCCUGGAACGAGUGGUGCUGGCGCCGCAGGGGGGAGUGGGAAGUAG
Messenger RNA from Kalmanozyma brasiliensis GHG001, 2208 nucleotides. RefSeq names its product Transcription initiation factor TFIID. The record is from RefSeq and is a predicted model, not a curated record. The transcript has a single exon. Gene Ontology annotation, cellular component: SAGA complex; transcription factor TFIID complex; SLIK (SAGA-like) complex. Lineage: Eukaryota; Fungi; Basidiomycota; Ustilaginomycetes; Ustilaginales. Gene Ontology annotation, molecular function: TBP-class protein binding; protein heterodimerization activity; DNA binding. The coding region runs from base 1 to 2208 and encodes 735 amino acids. Gene Ontology annotation, biological process: DNA-templated transcription initiation; RNA polymerase II preinitiation complex assembly.